Molecule: messenger RNA, 4584 nt
Organism: Mus musculus (house mouse)
Lineage: Eukaryota; Metazoa; Chordata; Mammalia; Rodentia; Muridae
Gene: Gpr156
Product: G protein-coupled receptor 156
Exons: 10
Coding region: 477-2873 (798 amino acids)
Biological process (GO): G protein-coupled receptor signaling pathway
Cellular component (GO): postsynaptic membrane; membrane; plasma membrane
Molecular function (GO): G protein-coupled GABA receptor activity; G protein-coupled receptor activity
Source: RefSeq, marked provisional
GCGGUCCGCGUCCCUCCCGCCACCUUCCAAACCCGAGAGCCCACCAGAGACCGGAAGAGCACGCGCGUCCCAAUCCCGGCCGCGGGCUCGGCGCAUCUCUGCGGACGGGGACCCCGCAAGGGCCCAGUGUGGGAGCACGUGGAGUGCUGACUGCCCUCUGGUGGUGAGCCAGAAUCAAUUCGUUCUAUGACCUGAGAUGCCCACUCUUGACCAUGUGCUACCCACUGGGAGCCAGGAACCAGCUGAAGAACAUUUGCUCUUCAAAUAUGCAUGAUGAAGGAGACUAAUGAAACAACCUUUCACUUCUACUUGGAGCCAUUUGUUUUUUAAUCCUGGAUUUGGACUCUGGAGGCAACUCUGAGAUGGAGCCUCUGGCAGAAAGACUCGAGUUGUUUCUGUGCUUCAGCGAACGGUUUGCAUCCUUGACUGGGAAUAGCCAAGACUGAGUAGAUGCCCAUAGAAGUGCAUGGGGUGACAUGGAGCCAGAAAUCAACUGCUCUGAAUUUUGUGACAGUUUUCCUGGUCAAGAGCUGGAUCGGAGACCCCUUCAUGAUCUUUGCAAGACAACCAUUACUGAGUCCCAGCACAGUAGUACAGCCGCCUCCCCACUGUCUCCUGCCCUCUUGGGGAUUAUGUGGACCUUUCUCAGCUGUGGGCUACUUCUGGUGCUCUUCUUUCUGGCUUUCACAAUUCGCUGCAGGAAGAACAGGAUUGUGAAGAUGUCCAGCCCCAAUCUGAAUGUUGUGACCUUGCUGGGCAGUUGUCUGACCUACAUCAGCGCUUACCUUUUUGGGAUUCAAGAUGCUCUUGAGGGGAGUUCAGUAGAAGCUCUCAUUCAGACACGACUGUCCUUGCUGUGCAUUGGGACGUCCUUGGUGUUUGGCCCUAUCCUGGGGAAGAGCUGGCGACUCUACAAAGUGUUUACCCAGAGAGUACCGGACAAGAGAGUGAUCAUCAAAGACCUGCAGUUGCUGGGAUUGGUGGCAGCACUGGUGGUGGCUGAUGUAAUCCUGCUUGUGACAUGGGUGCUGACUGACCCCAUCCAGUGCCUCCAGAUGCUUGGUGUCAGCAUGAAGGUGACAGGGAGAGAUGUCUCCUGCUCUUUGACCAACACACACUUCUGUGCUUCACGGUACUCCGAUGUCUGGAUAGCCCUGGUUUUGGGAUGCAAGGGGCUGCUGCUGCUGUAUGGUGCUUACCUGGCUGGCCUGACCAACCAUGUCAGCUCUCCUCCAGUGAACCAGUCCUUAACCAUCAUGGUCGGGGUCAACCUCCUGCUCCUCACCGCUGGGCUGCUUUUUGUGGUCACCAGAUACCUGCACUCCUGGCCCAAUCUGGUCUUUGGACUCACAUCCGGAGGUAUCUUCGUUUGCACAACCACUGUGAACUGCUGUGUCUUCAUUCCCCAGCUGAAGCAAUGGAAGGCAUUUGAAGGAGAAAACCAAACAAUGAGACACAUGGCCAAAUACUUCAGCACUCCCAGCAAAAGCUUCCACGGCCAGUUCGAUGAGGACCCGAGCUGCCACUUGAGAGAUGAGAAGAGCUGCAUGGAGAGGCUCCUAACAGAAAAAAACGCAGUAAUUGAAAGCCUGCAAGAGCAAGUCAGCAACGCCAAGGAAAAGCUGGUAAAGCUGAUGUCUGCCGAGUGCACCUAUGACUCCCCAGAGUGGGCUGUCCCAGAUGCAGCCUCUGCCCGUGGGCUGGCACUUCCGGGACCUUCGGAAUGCCCUGCUGUUUCGGAGAAUGAGAGCGGAGCAGCUGCUAGGGACUCCCUACACGUUCCAGCGGCCUGCCAGCACGUGCAAGGCCCUGGGGCAUCGAGAAGGGACACCAGUCCCUCCCCAGCCCAACAGGACAACAUGCCUUUAAAACAGUAUUGUGAUCAUUUGGACACGGGUUGCAACCAGAAGCCAAAGGCUGAACAAAGCGAGGGUCCCGAAAGAGGAGACCAGGAACCCAUGGCCCCCAGCCAGCGUUUAAUGGCAGAUGGAGUGGCCUGUGAACCCCAUAAGCCCAGGCAGAGCCCAGAGGGACUCCCAAAGAAGCUACCUGGGGUCAGUUCAGUAGUCAGAGAGAAGCUUCAAGAAGUUCUACAAGAGCUGGACCUGGGCUCUGAGGCUCCCCUUUCCCCACUACCCUGUCCCCAGCAGCUCUGGAAGAGUACCACUUCCCGUAGCCCCCAGAAGCUGUCCCCAUCUAAACUGGGUUUCAGCCCGUACGUGGUGAGGAGGAGACGGGCGGCCCAGAGGGCUCGCUCCCACAUCCCUGGCUCUGUGGGUCUCAAUGUGGGGCAUCAAGCAAAUAGUACCGUUUCUAGUUCACAAAGUGGGCUUAUUGUACAGAACAGAGACAGUCCCAGGCUGGACCACAACAAUGCAAGGUCCAAGGUACCAAGAUCUUCUUCUGUAAAACCAUCACCACUCUCGGAACCUCGCCGGAAACAGGGUACCCUGGAGGGCAGCAAACAAUGCGAGACCGAGCCUCAAGAGGCCGGCGGAGCAUGCAAUGUAGCUUUUCCUUGCCAAUCUUCUGCUUCUGUCCAGGCACAAAGUCCCGCAGCCCCAUGCCUACCCUCUUCACCAGCUCUGCCCAGGCAGCGUCAGCCUCGACCCCGACUGUCCCCUGGCUGUCCUUCCUUGUCUUCUGGGUGCUACAACCUUGACAGUGAGUCCAGCAGCUCAGACGAGUUCUUCUGCCGCUGCCACAGGCCCUACUGUGAAAUCUGCUUCCAGAGCUCUUUGGACUCCAAUGACAGCGACACUUCAGACAGUGACCUUGAGCAGGCUUCAGGAUUGGCCUCCUGGGGAAAGCUGUGGGCCCGCUCCAAGCCUGUUGUGAACUUCAAAGAUGACUUGAAGCCCACGCUAGUGUGAAAAGCGGCAAGGUGGGCUGGCCACAGAGGUCAGCACCAUGCUUUGGCCAGCCUCAACUGUGUUCCAGCUGUGCUUUCUUACUCUAAAAGGGCGUUCGUUACCCACCCUGCUACUACCUCAGCGUUACUGUGAGCAGCUCUAGUGAGGGAUUGUAGAAUAACUCCUUCAACUGAAGGUGCUAAAUGAGAGGUAGUCUUGUCCAUUCAGCUCAGCCUACUCUUUAUGAUUUUCUGGGUGUAUACCGAGUAGCUAGCUGGAUCGAUGACCAAAAGAUGGAGAGAGAGAUUUUUUUGCAGAACCACUGUGAGCCACCAAACUAGCCUUUCAGUGAACAGACCUGCAGGUAGAUGAGCCUAUACCUUUGUCUCUCCAACUCGGAGAAAGGGUGCCUUGCUUUCUGCUGAAGGCUCUAAGCCUUCACUGUGUCAGGGUUUCAGCUUCCGGUUCAAGUCGCCCCAGCACUCUCCACUCCACUUGUUGCCCACAUACCAUCCUGGCACCUCUCACACCAUGACCCCCGACAUAAUUUCCUAACGUGUUCCCAUACGCUUCUCAGAUGGUGCUCCUGGACUCAGUAGUGUCUGGAGCCUGCCCCCUGCUCUCUCCCAGCCACACGAUGUUGUACUUGAACACAUAGCAGCGGUAGUCUGUGCUGGGAGACUUUCUGGUCAAAAGGUAGUUUUGGUGCUAUUGAGGUUACAUGACCACCAAAGAUCCAUAAACCUAGAAAGAAAAUAGGGAAAUAGGAAGAAAUGAAGGGCUGAGUGUGGUUGUGCACAUCUUUCAUCCCAGUGCUCAGGAGCAGAGGCUGGCAGAUCUCUCUGAGUUUGAGGCCAACCUGGUCUACAUAGAGAGUUCCAGACAACCAGGGUUAUAUAGAGAGGUCCUGUCUCAAUAAUAGUGAUGAUGAUGAUGAUGAUACAAGAAGGCAAGGAAGAAAGAAAAACAGGAACAGAUUGUGAACAUUUCACUAGAGUCUGGCUCGGUACUUGGCAAUACCAAAUUUCAGUGUCUCUUAAUGAUAACCCAUUGAAGCAGACACUCUUCUCUCUACGGCUAGGGGCCACAGGGCUUAGAGAAAUGAGGUGACUUCCCUAAUUCCAUACUGCUGCAACGUGACUAUUGGAGAAUUUGCACAUGCUGCUGAAACUGAGGUUGGUGGGUCUCCCCAGGGAUACAUCUCUUUAGUCAUUCUUCUGGAAGUGGCAGGCAAGAUCUAAGUGACAGACAACUGAAUCAAGGCAGGGCGAGCUGGUAUGAUGUCCCUUGAGGACAAAACCAAGUUCUUUACCACCACUUCCCACUGUGGGGGCAACACCUGCACUUCCAGGGGAACUAGGAACUUGGUAAAGAGUGAGCUCCAGGGACUCCCUAAACUCACUAAGGCUGCAGGGAAGACAAAUUGGACCACUUCAACUAUUGCUUCACUUGUCACCUGCUGCCCACACUGCCGUACUGCAUCUGCACUGCGUGUAGAUUUUGUUUGGAGUUCAGAGAAGGCAUCUGACACCAAACAUCUCACAGAUAUGUCACAGACUCUCAGGUGCUUAGCCAUGGAGGCCCUGCUGGUAGGACAGCAUCUUCUGCUGUCUAUUGUUCAAUACGAAUGUCAUAAUUUAUUCUGUGUGUAUACAUUGGGGAGUGUAGCUUCCGUGUGUGUUGUUUGUAUGAUGACCACGAGUAUCUUAAUAAAAAAGAAAUGACUGUCAAA